GGACAGGUGGGAGGUUAUGGUGUACCUGACCAACCCACCUGAGCUGGUCAUUCAGAAAGCAGGACAGGCACAAGUGGGACAAACAGGACAGAGGAUUUUUCACACACUGCUUUCAGCCUGAGAUCUUCUUCAACUUCAGCUAGAAGGUCAGAAGGUGCCAGAAAGUAUUAGGGUGAGCAUGACAUCAUUUGUGCCACAAGCCCUGUCACCCCAGUUCCACAAUAUGGGGCAGGAGCCGCAAGAAUACAGCCUGUACAGUGACAGCUUCUACAGCCCACCGCCGCUGCCGAGUGCACAGCAGACCUUACCAUCCGCCUGUGACCUGGGAGAGUACGCCACUCCGGCCACCAACCCGUAUCUUUGGUUCGGUGGUGCUGGCUUUAACCAUGCACAGUACCUUGCAGGGGCACACCAGCCCUAUGGGAUGCAAAGACCCUACCUAGGUGCAGGAGGAAUGGGAGGCCCAGAGGGCGGCUUCAGCUGGUUCCCUCUGCCUACUCAAGAAGACCUGAUGAAACUCGUCAGGCCCCCGUAUUCCUACUCUGCUCUGAUUGCCAUGGCUAUAAGCGGGGCCCCUAAUCGCAGGCUUACUCUCAGCCAAAUCUACCAGUAUGUGGCUGACAACUUCCCUUUCUACAACAAGAGCAAAGCUGGCUGGCAGAACUCCAUUCGGCACAACCUGUCUCUCAAUGACUGCUUCAUGAAGGUGCCAAGAGAUGACGACGAUCCAGGAAAAGGCAACUACUGGACUCUCGACCCAAACUGCGAGAAGAUGUUCGACAACGGCAACUUCCGUCGCAAGAGAAAGAGAAAGUCCGACGCUCUGUCUGAAGACGCAGGAUCAGACUCUACAGCAUCCAGCCCAAAAGACCACAGUAACACCACCAGCAACAACUCGGACAGAGGACUUUCUCCAGUCUCUGGAGGCUCAGGCCCGUGCCUCAACGGCUUCUUGUCCCAUAUGAACGAGGUGGUUUCAGGUUCGAGUAAUGUGCAAGAGGAUGCUCUGCUCCCCUCGAUGCCAAUGGGUCUGCCCUUGGAUGCCCACAGGGCUUCUCCACCUGGGGGAUUCGGCUCCUACUCUCCAAGCGCUACAGUUCCACAGUGGGAUUCCCAGGUUCCUCCCCCAUCUCAGCCCACCCUUUCCACCUCACCCUCUCACUACACACCCGGUUACAGUGACUCAGUGCUCAGCCAGUUCAGCAGCCACCUUUACCCAAGCCUGGACUCUACUGGCAUGGUGUACUCACGAGAAGGCACCGAGGUGUAGAACCUUCGUGGGUGGGUGAGUUUCCCACCAGGCACUUGACAAAGCGGUUGGUUAAAGAAGCUGACUCUAUUCCUGGUGAUUCCUGAGUCAGCAGGUCACAGCAGACACUGAGGUCCAACCACUUCCCCCCACCCGUGUGAAUACACACACACACACACACACACACACACACACAGUCCGAGCUAAGCCUCAGACGCUGAUAUCAUCUCAUUUCAAGUUGCAGCUAUGUGUUUCAGAAGUUCUGAUGUUGUUUUGUGUGUAAAUUGCUUUGAAUUUCUGAAACAGACUGUUGUUGUAUAUUAUUGCACUGGAGUUUGUUAUGUAUAAUGAUUAUUAAAUUUAUUUGUUUUUUUUAUAUUUUUUAUAUGUAUGUAUUUGGGAUUAUGUAUUUGUGCAGAAA
This is a messenger RNA of Astyanax mexicanus (Mexican tetra), 1670 nucleotides long. It is a transcript of the gene foxi3a, whose product is annotated as forkhead box I3a. Lineage: Eukaryota; Metazoa; Chordata; Actinopteri; Characiformes; Acestrorhamphidae. The record is from RefSeq and is a predicted model, not a curated record. Gene Ontology annotation, biological process: anatomical structure morphogenesis; cell differentiation; regulation of transcription by RNA polymerase II. The coding region runs from base 179 to 1270 and encodes 363 amino acids. Gene Ontology annotation, molecular function: RNA polymerase II cis-regulatory region sequence-specific DNA binding; DNA-binding transcription factor activity, RNA polymerase II-specific. The transcript has 2 exons.